AUUCUACAGGUGUAUAAAUUGCAAAGACAAUUUGCAACAGAAUUCACUCGAAGUUACCUAGUUGUAACCAGAAUGGCGUCUUGUUUUAGCAGCGCGCCGUGUCUUACCCCCACGAACGGAGCAGCGCCUCAGGCGUACGCGGCAGCUCUCCAAUAUUUCGCGGCUGCUCAAUGCAUUCUCACACACGACCUCCUUCCUGAAGCCAAGCUUAAUAGUAAAGAUACAUUUGACUUCAUAGUUGUUGGUGCAGGAUCUGCAGGAAGUGUUGUUGCUAAUCGAUUGAGUGAAAAUGAGAAAUACAAUGUUCUGCUUGUAGAAGCAGGUGGCGACGCUCCUCUUGAAUCUGAUAUUCCUGGCUUCGAAGUUUCCUUGUUUGACACGGAUUAUGAUUGGUGUUACCAGACCGUUAACGAUGGAAAAACAAGUCAGGCUAUUAUAAACGGAACUGUAGGCUGGAACAAAGGAAAGAUGUUCGGAGGAAGCAGCAGCAUUAAUGCUAUGUACUAUGUGCGUGGAAAUGAUCAAGAUUAUCAAACCUGGUACGACCAAGGGAAUGAAGAAUGGAGUGUCGAUGAAGUAAAUCGAUGCUUUAGAAAAGCAGAAAAUCUUCAAGAUGGAGAGAGAUUAAGUAAUCCUGAAAUCAGUGAGUUCUAUGGUCACGACGGCCCACUCAAUGUCAACAAAUUCAACAGCACUUUCAACACAUAUUUAGCUAAGGUUAUGGAGGCGUGGGAAGAAAUCGGAUUUAGAAAUGUUCCCGAUUUAAAUAUGGAAAACGUCAACACUGCUGGAUAUUUGCUGUCCACAGCAUCUGGUGGAGUGCGACAAAGUACAGGUAGAGGAUAUUUAAUGCCCGUGGGACAGCGAUCCAAUUUGAAAAUUCUUAAGCAUGCUUUGGCUACAAAAGUAUUGAUAAACACAGAAACCAAAAAGACGGAGGGUAUCGAAGUUGAACAAAAUGGUCAAAAAUUCAUAUUUUACGCUUCAAAAGAAGUUAUAGUAAGUGCUGGUUCAGUAGCCUCUCCUCAACUUCUGAUGUUGUCAGGUGUGGGCCCUGCAGAGCAUCUGACAGAACUAGGAAUCACUCCUAUUGUUGAUUCACCAAAUGUUGGACAAAAUCUUCAAGACCACGUAAUAGCACCCGUACUCAUAUUCGCUGAUGAACCAAAUGAGGCAACAUUACCCAACACGUAUCUCAAUUACAUGAACUACUUGGUUACACGUGGAGGUGCUUUAGCUCACAGUGACAUUGGAACAGAUGCUAGUGCAUUCUACUCAACCGUUGAAGGAGCUAAUUACCCAGACAGUCAAACUAUUUUGGUUAUGUAUCCCAAAAAGACUGAAGGAUUGAAAGAAGCUUUCAGCCGCACUUUCCGUUACAACGGUACAGUUAUGGAUUCUAUUGAAGACCAAAUCAAGGAUCACGGUGCAUUCUUAUUCGUUUACAAUCUUUUGCAUCCCCAUUCCAAGGGACAAAUUUUACUUAAAUCUUCAAAUCCUCACGACUAUCCUCUUAUUUACCCAAAUUAUUUCUCAGAUGAAAGAGAUGUAGAAACUAUUGUUAAAGCAUUGAAAAUGUCAAGUAAAAUAGUAAAUACAGAAUACUUCAAAUCCAUCAAUGCUUAUUUGGGAAGAAUGGAUAUCCCAGAAUGUAAUGAGCUUGAAUUAGACAGUGACGAAUAUUGGAGAUGCGUUAGUCUUAACUUGGCCGCUACCCUGUGGCACCCCGUCAGGUCAUGUCAGAUGGGUACUGACAUCAAUAACUCGGUGGUGGACAGUCGGUUAAGAGUUCACGGAGUCACAGGCUUACGUGUGGUGGACGCAAGUGUGAUGCCCGCUACCGUCAGUGGUAACACUAACGCCCCCACCAUCAUGAUUGGAGAAAGGGGUUCUGAACUGAUAUUGGAAGACAAUCAGGCUUAAAAAUUCUAUGAUAUUAGCACCUAUAAUAAUGAACUCUACUAGAAUAAAAGCAUGAGAUCAA
Molecule: messenger RNA, 1984 nt
Organism: Trichoplusia ni (cabbage looper)
Lineage: Eukaryota; Metazoa; Arthropoda; Insecta; Lepidoptera; Noctuidae
Product: glucose dehydrogenase [FAD, quinone]-like
Exons: 4
Coding region: 73-1923 (616 amino acids)
Molecular function (GO): flavin adenine dinucleotide binding; ecdysone oxidase activity
Source: RefSeq, a predicted model, not a curated record